UGUGACAAGCAGUGGCCACAGGAUUGUGAAAAUACCUGCCACCUGUAGUCCUGUUUAUUGAUAACUUACCAGGAUAAAUGGAAUUGUUUCUGAUUUGUGAGGUUUCCCGGUCUCUGAUUCUGGUCCACAAGUCAUACUAUUGGUUCAAGUUGUUUCUUUCAGACUUGUUUUACGAGUUAGGAUUUAAUUACAUGGGAUUUCCUCCUUUGGCUUCAGGAACACACAGCACGAAAGAGUCACUCAGUUGAGUGAGAAUCUCAAAGCAACUGGACACACAGAAGAAAGGACCUUGCCAUUAUUCAGGAGUGAGAUGUUUAGGCCAAGAUCAAUGAUACCACGGUCAAGGUUCUUCAGUCCGUUCAUAGUAGCUUUUGUUGUCAUAACGACCGUAUUGCUCCUGGCCAUGACUGUAGGUCUCCUUAUCCACUUCUUAGCUUUUGACAAGAAAGCCUACUUCUACCAUAGCAGCUUUCAAAUCCUAAAUGUUGAAUACACUGAGGCACUAAAUUCCCCGGCUACGCAAGAGCACAGGCAUUUGAGCGAAAGGAUUGAAUCGAUGAUUACUAAUGCAUUCCGAGAAUCAGAUUUAAAAAGUGAGUUUAUCAGAACACAUGUUGUCAAACUCAGGAAAGAAGGGAAUGGUGUGAUCGCGGAUGCUGUCAUGAAAUUUCGAUCUAGUAAACGUGCCAAUAAAAAAACCAUGAAAAGCAGAAUCCAAUCUGUGCUACAAAUACUGAAUAAUUCUGGAAACUUGGAAAUAGCCCCUUCAAAUGAGAUAACAUCACUCACUGACCAGGAUACAGAAAAUUUUUUGACUCAAGAAUGUGGAGCCCGUCCGGACCUUAUCACACUGUCUGAGGAGAGGAUCAUUGGGGGCACUCUAGCCGACACAGGCGACUGGCCCUGGCAAGUCAGUCUCCAGCUCAAUAAUGUCCACCACUGCGGAGGUACCCUGAUAAGUAACUCGUGGGUCCUGACAGCAGCUCACUGCUUCAGAAGCUACUCUAAUCCUCUGCAAUGGACUGCCACCUUUGGUGUUUCUACCGUACUUCCUAACUUAAGAGUGAGAGUAAGGGCUAUUGUAGUACAUAACAAUUACAGGCCCACAACUCGUGAUAAUGAUAUUGCAGUUAUACAACUUGAAAGACCCAUCACAUUUACCAGAAAUAUCCACAGGGUGUGUCUCCCAGCUGCGACCCAGAGUAUCAUACCCGGUUCUGUUGCAUAUGUCACAGGCUGGGGCUCUCUCACUUAUGGAGGCAACACAGUCACAGAUCUACGGCAAGGACAGGUCAGAAUAAUAAGUAACGAAGUAUGCAAUGAACCAGCUGCUUAUGGUGGAAGUGUCUUGCCUGGAAUGCUCUGUGCUGGGGUGCCUUCGGGUGCAGUGGAUGCAUGCCAGGGUGAUUCUGGUGGCCCACUAGUACAAGAAGACACACGGCGGCUUUGGUUUGUUGUGGGGAUUGUGAGCUGGGGCUAUCAGUGUGGCCAGCCCAAUAAGCCAGGAGUGUAUACUCGAGUGACAACCUACCGCGACUGGAUUCGUCAGCAAACUGGAAUCUAGUACAGCCAAAGCAAGCAUGCAGUGAAGUGUGCAUGCAAUUGUGCCUGACUCAGACGACAUAACUGCGCUUUUUAACUGCAAAGGAAACUGGAAAUGUCUCAUCUUAACCUAAAAAUGUGUCUUAACCAACAGUAUUUAAUAGUUCUUUGUCAGUAUGAAUUUUUACUAUCUCAAGGAAAACCCUGUAAACAUUGCAUUGUAUCAUAGCUACAUAAGAGAAGAAAUAUGUUAAACUAGUUAUAGGGUUAAUAAUUUUGUUAUAGGCAUGGUAAGUUGUAGUAGUGAGAAAUUAGGUGCAAGGAGGAAGAGUCGGGAGUGCUCUCUGAUGCUGUCUCAUAGAAGCUGGUAGUACAAAGAGUGUGGGUCAUGUAAAGGAAGUCGGAGCUGUGUGGGGAUAGAAAAACAGCAUCUGUUUAGAAUGUCUGGAUAGUUAAUAUUUGCUAGAAAAAGUAGUACUAACGUUAAAUUUUGAAGACACUGUACAAAAAUUGUAAAACUUGAAGCCAUUCCAAAUAUUUGACAAGAUCACAUUCUUACACAAAAAAAAUCCCAGGAUGUUUUCGGGUAUUGAUCAUCAGAACAAAAAUGUUGUUUUCAAGUGAAACCAACAGACUUACAAGUAAUUUUCAUGGUAUAUUUUAAUUUUAAGUGUUUUAUCUACAUAGAGGAGAGAACAUAUCUCCUCCACAGAGAAGUUGAAGAAAUGAAUCCACACAGCCUUCCCAGCUAUCUUUGAACCACAAGACUUGUUAGGAAGAAAUUCCUACCACCAACUUCCUACCAUGGUCACUAUUUUUUAGAGUAACCUUAUAACAAAUUUAAAGCUAAUGAUGAAGGAGAGGUGAAAAACUGGUUGGCAAAGGCAAAGAAUAAAGUGCUUAAUAUCAAUAAGUCUGUUCUGGAGAGAGAAGGAUGUCAGAUUCAUAGUCUCUCUUGUCUCUCUGUGUGUUUAUCUCUCAGUCUCUGUCUCGCUCUGUCACACACAUUCACUCACACACACAACCACUAUCACCAAGGAAUACAAAUUAAAGAGAAUCAAUUAAAAUCUAAUGCCACAGCAAUCUAUAUAACCUGAUUCACAAAUGAUCCAAGUUUUUAUAGGCUCCCAGUAGAGCUAAAACUUGGUUGUGCAUGAUCACAUGUGUCUCACAUCUUCCUUCUAAAAGUUAACUCCUUCCACCUGGAGAAGAGAGAAGUUCAAGACAACACAAUAAAAACAUUUUGCUCUUUCUGAAGUAAAUGUGUAGGUCUGGAUUAAAGCAAAUUAUUUGACAGAAAAGGAUUUGAAAAUGUAGCCAACUCUUAGAAAGGUGUAGACACAAAUCUUUGGCACAUUGUAUUUCAAAUAAACUCGUUUAUAAUC
This is a messenger RNA of Myodes glareolus (Bank vole), 2927 nucleotides long. Lineage: Eukaryota; Metazoa; Chordata; Mammalia; Rodentia; Cricetidae. The record is from RefSeq and is a predicted model, not a curated record.